AUUAGUGUUCUUGCGAUUCACAUGCUUGUAAACAAACCUUGAUUCCGACUAUAAAAAGAUUUGUCUGCAAUUACGUUGCCGAUAAAAUCAAUACAGAUUUCAUAUAUUUUGCGAAGUUUGCAAAAAUAAAUAAAGUAUGUCAUUUCAACCUCCAAGUGCUAAACAAGAGCAACAAAAUAGAAAAGUUUUAGAGGAAGUUCAACUUCAGAAAAAGAAAUUGAUGCUCAAACAGCAGGCUGCUAACGUAAGUCUAAAUAACACUCCGACGAGUUCUACUGCACCUUUAUCGCCAAGUAUUACUCCUGGUUCUAGUAGUUCUUCUAUGUCACCGAUGCAAACUACAGCGGCUCUAGAUUAUCAGAAUCUUAAUAAGAAUCAAAGAACAGCCAUGCAACAUGCACAUGCAAAUUCAUUUGCUAACUUCAUUCCUCAAGAUUCAUCUUUUGGAAAUCUUAUAUUGCCAGUUUUGCCCAGGUUCGACAAGUGAAUGCAUAUUUUUGUGCAUAGCUGUAUUUUUAUUUUUGAAACUUAAAAAGUAUGUGGUGGGAAGUUUGCCUGACAACAUCUGAAAGUCAUUUGUUCCAUUUAUCAUUUUUCAAUCCUGUACUUUAUUACUUUCAUCGAGUGUUUGUGCUUGCUUUUCACCAUUAACAAGUGCUUAUAAUUAGUACUUAUAUGGUGAUGUAUAUUCAAUGCAAUAAUAAAACUAUAGUGAUGUUAAUGUUAAAUAUCAUUUUGCAGUAUGAUAAUGCCUUUUUAACAUUUUUGUUUUGAUCCUUUUCUUGAUAAGUUAGAUAUAUCUGCAGAAUAAUCAUAAUUUAAAAUUUUAAAAUAAACUGUUGAAAAGGAAAAAAAAAUCAAAUGUCUAAUACUGAUAACUCUUAAUAAGAAACAAAAAACACCACAUUAAAAAAAAACACAUUUUAUAAUUUAAUUAGACAUUAAAAAAAAAAACCUUUAUUUAGAAGUGAAAACCUGAGCAAACGUAUUAUAUGACACCAUAAAUUUUUAAGAUAUUCUAUGCUUUUGUUUGAUUUACUAAAAUUAAACUUCUUGUUUUCAUAUUGUACUUGAACAAAAU
Molecule: messenger RNA, 1081 nt
Organism: Argiope bruennichi
Lineage: Eukaryota; Metazoa; Arthropoda; Arachnida; Araneae; Araneidae
Product: SOSS complex subunit C-like
Exons: 1
Coding region: 137-487 (116 amino acids)
Biological process (GO): DNA repair
Cellular component (GO): SOSS complex; nucleoplasm; nucleus
Source: RefSeq, a predicted model, not a curated record